AUGGAUCCUUACAAGUACCGUCCAUCAAGUGCCUACAAUUCCCCAUUCUUCACUACAAAUUCUGGUGCUCCUGUUUGGAACAACAACUCAUCACUUACGGUGGGAUCAAGAGGGCCAAUUUUGCUUGAAGAUUAUCAUUUGGUGGAGAAACUUGCCAAUUUUGAUAGAGAACGCAUUCCAGAACGUGUUGUUCACGCUAGAGGAGCUAGUGCCAAAGGAUUUUUUGAGGUGACCCAUGAUAUAUCUCAUCUUACCUGUGCUGAUUUCCUUCGUGCUCCUGGUGUUCAGACCCCAGUCAUUGUGAGAUUUUCCACUGUUAUACAUGAAAGGGGCAGCCCUGAAACUCUUAGGGAUCCUCGAGGUUUUGCUGUGAAGUUCUACACCAGAGAGGGGAAUUUUGAUAUGGUGGGGAACAAUUUCCCGGUCUUCUUCGUUCGUGAUGGUAUGAAGUUUCCAGACAUGGUUCAUGCUCUGAAACCAAACCCAAAAUCCCAUAUCCAGGAAAAUUGGCGAAUAGUUGAUUUUUUCUCCCACCAUCCAGAGAGUUUGCACAUGUUCACUUUCCUUUUCGAUGAUAUUGGUAUUCCACAAGAUUACAGGCACAUGGAAGGUUCUGGUGUGAAUACCUACACUUUAAUUAGCAAGGCUGGGAAAGCACAUUAUGUGAAGUUCCAUUGGAAACCCACUUGUGGAGUAAAGAGUUUAUUGGAGGAUGAGGCAAUUAAGAUUGGGGGAUCAAAUCAUAGUCAUGCUACUCAGGACCUUUAUGACUCAAUUGCAGCAGGAAACUAUCCUGAGUGGAAGCUUUUUAUCCAGACAAUUGAUCCUGACCAUGAAGAUAGCUUUGAUUUUGACCCACUUGAUGUGACUAAGACUUGGCCUGAAGAUAUAAUUCCCUUGCAGCCAGUGGGUCGUUUAGUUUUGAACAAGAACAUCGACAAUUUCUUCAACGAGAAUGAGCAACUGGCUUUCUGCCCUUCUAUUGUGGUGCCAGGCAUUUACUACUCUGAUGACAAGCUACUCCAAACUCGUAUCUUUUCCUAUUCCGACACCCAGAGGCACCGGCUUGGACCUAAUUAUCUGCAGCUUCCAGCAAAUGCGCCCAAGGCUUCUCAUCACAACAAUCAUCACGACGGUUUUAUGAAUUUUAUGCAUAGAGAUGAAGAGGUAAACUACUUCCCUUCAAGGUAUGAUCCUGUGAGGCACGCAGAGAGAUACCCCAUUCCUCCUGCAAUCUACACCGGCAAACGGGAGAAGUGUAUAAUUGAGAAGGAGAACAAUUUCAAGCAACCUGGGGAGAGAUAUCGUUCCUUCAAACUGGACAGGCAAGAGCGCUUCAUCCAACGCUGGGUUGAUGCCUUAUCUGACCCAAGAGUCACUUAUGAGAUCCGCAGCAUUUGGAUUUCAUACUGGUCUCAGGCUGAUAAAUCUCUGGGACAGAAGCUUGCUUCUCGCCUCAACAUGAGGCCGAGCAUGUGA
Fraxinus pennsylvanica is the source of this 1479-nucleotide messenger RNA. Lineage: Eukaryota; Viridiplantae; Streptophyta; Magnoliopsida; Lamiales; Oleaceae. The record is from the annotation of a GenBank genome assembly.